AUAUGACCCGGUAGUGCAAUUUGGAUGAUCUUUUCACUUUUUUAUUUGUAAAUUUUUGUUGGAAAAGCAUGCUUGCUUACAAUUGGAAGCAACUCCGUGCAGACAGAUUUAGUGUUUGAACAUACUUGAGUUGAGACUGUGAAAUUGUUACCUCAAAGUUAAAUGGGCACCGCAUAAGAAGCAUGAAAAAAUGUUCUUGUAACGAUCCUUGUCAUAGUUUUUCAUGUAAAGCAGACCUGUCUCAUCCCUAUUCAGAAAAUACUGAAGUGGGAAAUUUUGAAUACAUGUAAUUUGAAGGCACAGCCUUCAGGAUAAACAUUCAGUUGAUACUUUUAAACAAUAUUUGUUUCCAAUUUGUUCUGGGAAAGAGAAUUAUUAUGAAGUUGAACCACGAGAAUUUGUCUUUGCGAAUCAUAAGACAAUAUUUUCUGUACCACGUGCUUACUGAAAGAAUUAUGCUCAAUUUCAUGACACCAAUUUAAAAUGUGAAUGCAGCUGAGUUUUUCCCUGAUAGAUCAGAAGUUCAAUGUCUGCACAGAUGGCAAAAAGUUCUUAAUCCAGAACUUGUUAAAGGACCUUGGACUAAGGAGGAGGAUGACAAAAUAGUUGAAAUGGUGUCAAAAUAUGGGCCAUCAAAAUGGUCUUUGAUAGCAAAGUCCUUGCCUGGUCGAAUAGGAAAACAGUGUCGAGAACGGUGGCACAAUCAUCUUAAUCCCGACAUAAAGAAGGAUGCUUGGUCUUCGGAAGAGGAGUUGGCCCUCAUGAAUGCUCAUCGCAUAUAUGGAAACAAAUGGGCUGAAAUUGCUAAGGUUCUUCCUGGAAGGACUGAUAAUGCUAUAAAGAACCACUGGAAUAGUUCGCUAAAAAAGAAGAUGGAUUUCUAUUUAGCCACAGGAAGACUUCCACCAACUUUGAAGAACAGUCCACAAGUUGUUGUCAAAGACACUGUUAGACAUUCUAAACCUACAUUAUUUGUUUGUUCAAAUAAAGAAUCAGAUACUGCAGUUGAAUCUUCAUCGGAAACUACAGAAAUUACUCAACUAUAUAGCAGUGACAAGAAGGACAAGAAUCGACUAGAGUGCUUGGUAACAGUUGGAGAUUCCUCUGGUGCUCCUCUUGUAAAUGAAUCUGUUGAUACUGAAUGUAAAGCUGGAUCAUCCAACAUAAAUCUCAGCUGCAACGACUCAGAACUGGUGUCAAGAGAUAAUUUCCAAGUACAUAGUAUAAAGAACUCUGAGAAUCCUGGACUGGUUGGCAAACCGAAUGAGAGUUGCAGAGACAAUGCUAAAAUGAGCAAUAACAGGUUCUGCAGAACAUGUUUUUCACACGAAACUCCGGUCUCUGGUUCUUUAUGCUACGAGCCACCACAGUUAGACUUUUCAGUCCCUUUAGAUUCUCUUUAUUCCAAUAUCCUUCAUGAGCAGAAUGACUGCUCUUCUCCGAUUGCGUCAUCCGUUGGUUUCUUCUCUCCACUUGGUGUAAAUGGUAGUGAAAACGUAACCCCCGAAUCAAUAUUGAAAAUGGCAGCAAAAACUUUUCCGAGUACUCCUUCAAUAAUGAGGAAGAGAAGGACUGUUUCCCAAGCACAUGUCACUCCUAGUAAAGCUUUGAAAGCAGAUAUUGAUUCACAGACGUCUAAAGUACAAGAGAGAUCCAAGGAUAACUCUGAUUCUAUAGUUGGGAGCGACAUUAUUAAUAAUAAUAAGGAUUUCAAUGCAUCUCCCCCCUAUCGACUUAGACCAAAGCGGACCGCAGUUGUCAAGUCGAUUGAGAAACAGCUUGAGUUUGCAUUUGAAAAGGAGAAGGAUGACAGUGGUAUGCAUAAAGUACAAGAAGGUGCUUUGUCAUGAUUUAAGUAGGGAUUUUGAUUGGACUUGCUCUUGAAGCUGAUUGAAUGUUACCCAAAACUAAGUGGACGGGUGACUUUCCUCCUAACAAUUUUGCAAGCAUAAUCCUGUGCAGGAGUCAAGAUAUCUUGGCCAUAAUUUAGGGUUUUGUAUAUCCAUGUUUGGAAAUUUUUAAGUUAACAUCAUUGGUGGUAAAAAGCAGAAAUAUUUAUUUCGGUCACACGCGAAUAAGACUUGAAAACAAAUAGUUAUUAGUAGACUAUGAUUUGAUAGAUUCUAUUUUAGUAAAUACGAAUUUACAGGUGUUUUAUACAAGAAUGUAGUCAUUGAUUUAGUUUCAAACAAUCAAGGAAAAGUUUGAACCAUUUUUUGAAACUCUUAAUUGAAUGUUAAAGGAGCUGCAAUUUCUAA
This is a messenger RNA of Arachis ipaensis, 2258 nucleotides long. The record is from RefSeq and is a predicted model, not a curated record. Lineage: Eukaryota; Viridiplantae; Streptophyta; Magnoliopsida; Fabales; Fabaceae.